AGAAAGCCCAGCAACCACAAAAGCCUGGCGUCCUUGUGCUCUCAGCUCAAGCCCAUCACCAGGGCUGUGGUAUCUGGAAGCCGUGGGCAGCCUGAUAAUGGCCACUGUGGGGCAGCUGUGCCCAGUGCCAGGCUGCUCCUAAUCUCCCCAGGGCCAAAAGUCGCCGUGAGCCAGCCCACCCAGCACAGCCCCUGUCUCCCCAGCGCCUCUCUCCCUAAUCUGCAGCUGCACAUGUGCGUGGCUGUGCUGGGAGUCCCUCGGGCUGAUUGUUAACAGGCCUGGGGCUUCUCUGGGCUGAGCAGGGCCAGGCCUGCAACUCAGCCUCCCCUAAACAGCCCCUCCUAGGCUGGGCUUGGGAUAAGGUCAGACUUAGAGGUUCCCAGAAAUGCAGAUGGGGAGGAGAGGGAAAAGAGGCCCAAGCCCACAUCCGCUUCACAGAGCAUCUCAGCUGCCUGCUGUCAUGUGCCAGAAUUUUUAAGGCUCUGUAAGGAAGCGCUUCAGAGGAGGCACACGAUUCUAGGGAGCUAUUUUCAGCAAAAGGAAAAACCUCUAUUGAGUAAUUGCAUAUUUCUUUUACUUCCCUUUUCCCCCUUUCCUUGUGAGAUGUGCUCAGUGAAAUAUAUUUAUUGCUGAAAUUAUGUUGUCAAAUUUUUUGGACAGUGAAUUAGCAUCUUCAGCCUCUUCCUAAGCUGUGUCUAUUGUGAAUACAUUUCAUAUUUUUAAUUUAUAUUCAUUUAUAUUUUUAUGAAUGAACAUAAAUUAAUAUAUUUUAUAUUGUAUUUAUUUAGUAUUUGUUAUUGACAUUGUGUCAAUAUCCAUUCAGAAUGCAGCAGUUCAAUAUACAACUUAGAUGUGCAAUACUGCUCUUAGCUAAGAUUGGUUGGAGAAAACGUGUAUGAAAUGUGCAUAAAUAAAAUUAGAUAUGCUUUUUAAGUAAAUGUCCAAAUAACCUUUUCAGAAUUUUCUUAGGGAAUUGCAGAAGAUAUCCAAAGCUAUUGUGGGAAAUACUGACAAUGUGGCAAUGGAACAGAACAUUUUGUGUGUCUUGCUGGGUAAACUGAAUGGCUUAGAGACUGCUUAUCUUUUAGGAAAUGAUAAAAUGAUGAAAUGAUUGUGUUUUAAGAAAACAAAAUGAAUCUACCUGCAUUGGAAGUCUUCCUUUUAUUGCUUCCUAAGCACUAUGCUCAUAGCAUGGCAGAGGUGACGGAUGUUUGCUCUCCACUUUUUUAAAAUGCACUUCUGGUGCUGAACUCUGUGUUAGGAGCAGUUGUCUGUCCCUUCAUUGGCUAGUGGGGGAAGUGGAAGUCAUCAAGUGGAGGGGAAGCCUGGAAUAAGCUGAUUUUUCUUCUGGAACCAUAUGGGAGCUCAGAAAUCCCUUAUCUCCAGCAACCCAUAAAGUGGUCGAGUAGUUACGUUCAGUGAGUCAAGCCCUUCCACUGUCACCAUUUUAUGCUAAAUAGUUUUAAGGUGCUUCCCUAAUUAUAGUUCCUUUCCCCAUCCUUAAAAGGAACACUUGCAAGGCAGUGACAGUCAUUUGACGUGUCAUGAAACUGCUCUGGGCUUCCACAAGUCAUUUUACCCUGGGUUUCUGCUGCUCAGUGAUACUGGUGCUGGUUAUCAGCAGCCAAACAUGACUGUGCUGUGUUUUGUUCUGCCUCGCAGAAUUUCCUUUAGCACAGGGAGAUGUUUCACUCAGUGAAUGUUACAGUUCACUUCAGAGAACUUCAGUGAAAUGGGGUUUUCACCUCUAGCAUUUUCCUGGCAAGUUCUGAAGCACACCUGAGAUAUAAGAAAUUAGGAAAUAUUAGAAAUGCUUUAUUUCUUAAUGUCAGGAAAUGAAGGGAGAGAGAAAGAGCAUCUGUGCAAGUUAGUCACAAGUUAAUUUGAGUUUUGGCUAAAAAUGAUGGAUUCUUAUAACUAUUUAAGGACCAUGCACCACUGAGGGUACAGUAUUAUUUUUAUGUGUUACAAAUUAUGUUUUGUUCCUGCUCCUGUUCCCCUCCUUCAUGCAGUCAAACAUCAGGAAUUAUGCUUGUUAGUGAACUGGAGUUUGCCUUGCAAUCCUGCUCACACGUUGUUACCAUUUUUAUUAUGGGUGUUGUCCUCUAUGAUUCACAUGAUGCUAAAAUUUAAAUUAUGUGGCAGAAGCACAUGUGCUUAAUAAAUUAAAAUCACUCACUUUGGGCUAUAAUCUCUACAUAUGCACAUAUAUUUGUAUACAUAGUAUGUCUAAUAUAAAAUAAUGCACCACAAACAGAAUAUGCACAUAUAUUCAUGCACCACACUGCUGCACAGGGAACUGGGAAGGGCUGCAUGUGACAAUGCUGCUUCCAAAGCUGCUUCCCAGUGGUGCACCUGUGCUGCUGUACCUGCAGCCAGGCAGUGAAGAGCCCUGGGCUCCUGCUGCAGAGCCCGGGGCUGGCUACUCCCCCGGCUGGCUGAGUGACAGUCCCUGGGGUAUAAAAGGGCCCUGGGCCGGGCUGGGCUGGCUGAGUGACAGUCCCUGGGGUAUAAAAGGGCCCUGGGCCGGGCUGGGCUGGGUGUAGCUGAUAGAGCAGCAGGCAGAGGGCUCGUUCUGGGGAGCUGGAGAGCCUGGGUGAGGUCGUAGCCACCGACGGGUCCGAGCCGCACAAAAUGCGUGAAAUCGUGCACCUGCAGAUUGGCCAGUGUGGGAACCAAAUCGGAUCCAAGUUCUGGGAGGUGCUUGGUGAGGAACAUGGGAUUGACAUCACUGGGAACUACCGUGGGGAUUCACCACUGCAGCUGGAGCGAAUUAACGUGUACUUCAAUGAGGCUUAUUCCCAUAAAUAUGUGCCCCGUUCCAUCCUGGUGGACCUGGAGCCUGGGACGAUGGACAGUGUCCGCUCCAGCAGAAUUGGGCCCCUCUUUCGACCUGACAACUUUAUCCAUGGUAAUUCAGGUGCUGGCAACAACUGGGCCAAGGGCCAUUACACAGAAGGUGCUGAACUGAUUGAAAACGUCAUGGAUGUGGUCAGGAACGAGUGUGAGAGCUGUGACUGCCUUCAGGGGUUCCAGCUCAUCCAUUCCCUUGGUGGUGGCACAGGCUCAGGCAUGGGGACGCUCCUCAUCAACAAGAUCAGAGAGGAAUAUCCCGACAGGAUCAUGAACACCUUCAGCGUUGUGCCCUCACCCAAGGUGUCCGACACGGUGGUGGAGCCGUACAACGCCAUCCUCUCCAUCCACCAGCUGAUAGAGAACACGGAUGAAACCUUUUGCAUUGACAACGAAGCUCUGUAUGAUAUAUGCUUCAGGACAUUAAAGCUCACCAACCCCACCUACGGGGACCUCAACCACUUGGUGUCCCUAACCAUGAGCGGCGUCACCACCUCGCUGCGUUUCCCCGGCCAGCUGAACGCGGAUCUACGGAAGCUGGCGGUGAACAUGGUGCCCUUUCCUCGCCUGCACUUCUUCAUGCCCGGCUUUGCCCCGCUGACAGCUCGGGGCAGCCAGCAGUACCGGGCCCUGACGGUGCCAGAGCUCACCCAGCAGAUGUUCGAUGCCCGGAACAUGAUGGCAGCCUGCGACCCCCGCCGCGGGCGCUACCUCACCGUCGCCUGCAUCUUCAGGGGCAGAAUGUCCACCAGGGAAGUGGACGAGCAGCUGCUGUCUGUCCAGACCAAGAACAGCUCCUACUUUGUGGAGUGGAUCCCUAACAACGUGAAGGUGGCCGUGUGUGACAUCCCGCCGCGAGGGCUGAAGAUGGCAGCCACGUUUAUUGGCAAUAACACGGCCAUCCAGGAGCUCUUCAUCAGGGUGUCCGAACAGUUCUCGGCCAUGUUCAGAAGGAAAGCCUUUCUCCACUGGUACACGGGGGAAGGCAUGGAUGAGAUGGAGUUUUCUGAAGCAGAAGGAAACACCAAUGACCUCGUGUCUGAGUACCAGCAGUACCAGGAUGCCACUGCAGAUGUGGAGGAGUUUGAAGAGGUAGAAGUGGAAGCAGAAGCCAAGCCAGAAAAGGAAGCAGAGUAAAAAGUAUCAAAACAUUCUCCAAAUGAGCCUGUUCACAUUCUCUAAAGACAAAGCAACAGCCAUCAUCUGCAUAUCCAAAAUAACACAUUUCUUCAGAACUCUUCUGUGCAUCUGGCCAGGUAUAUCUGAUAUUCCAACACAGUGCUUUUGAAAUUAAUGGCAGCUCUGCAUUACUGCCUUAAUCAACUGUUGAGAUCGAAUCUCUCCCAAAACCGAUCCACUUGAAGACACGUUAUCUCAUACCAGCCUUUCCUGUAAAUGGAUUCACUUUCAGAACAUAAUCACCAGAUACUGAAUGUACUAUACACCACUGUGCCUGUGUAUAUAGAUCAGGAUCUUAAGCAAUAGCAAAAUAUGCUGUCAGCUCAUCACAUUUAUUUAUUCUCAGGUACACACAGUCCCUGCUGAUUGUGAACUUGUUACUGUUUUAGGAACAUGUGCACAUCUCUGAGGCCUCCAAAGGCAGUGACUCUUUUAUCACUCCACAGACUGAUGUAGAUCUGCAGAAACAACAGGGGGCAAAUGACUGAAUAUGCACAUUCUUAUUUUAUAAGUACUCUUAAUUGUUCUAUCCCAUUGCUGGCUUACAUUAUUGCAGAGCUUGUAUUCAUUAUCAUGGUGUGGUUUGUUUGUAUUUCUAACUACAGGUUGAGUUACAUUAGCACACUAAGUUGUGACAUUGUGUAAAAGUUUUGGUGUGGUAUUUUUUUUUUCCUAGGUACUAACUACUGUAAAUUUUUUUCCUAACAUUCAGUACAACAAAAAUGACAUAGAAUGGUUUGUAGUUUGUUAAUGUAAAUUCUAUGGCAGUCACUAAACCAAAAUCUUAUUUUGCCUUUGGUGAAAAAAAUUUCUUGCCAUCACAGCUGCCUACUUAAUGUAUUUAUAAUAUUCUUUUAAAUAAAGAUUAUAUACCAUUCUA
This is a messenger RNA of Onychostruthus taczanowskii (white-rumped snowfinch), 4912 nucleotides long. RefSeq names its product tubulin beta 1 class VI (gene TUBB1). Gene Ontology annotation, cellular component: microtubule; cytoplasm. NCBI's taxonomy places the organism in Eukaryota, Metazoa, Chordata, Aves, Passeriformes, Passeridae. The transcript is spliced from 4 exons. Gene Ontology annotation, molecular function: GTPase activity; structural constituent of cytoskeleton; GTP binding. The record is from RefSeq and is a predicted model, not a curated record. The coding region runs from base 2635 to 3990 and encodes 451 amino acids. Gene Ontology annotation, biological process: microtubule cytoskeleton organization; mitotic cell cycle.